Messenger RNA from Lolium perenne, 1089 nucleotides. RefSeq names its product germin-like protein 1-4. Gene Ontology annotation, molecular function: manganese ion binding. The record is from RefSeq and is a predicted model, not a curated record. Lineage: Eukaryota; Viridiplantae; Streptophyta; Magnoliopsida; Poales; Poaceae.
UCAAACCGAAAGUUCCUGAAACCUAAUUUGACACCAAUAGCUAACAGCUAGCUAGCUCACGCGCAUAGCUAACUAACCACCAAGGACCUGCAGCACAAGAUUAACUGGAAAUCAUGGGCAAGCUCGCCGCUGUCCUCCUCGCCGCCUGCGCCGCCCUCCUAGCUCUCGCCGCGCCGUUGCUCGCUGGCGACCCCAGCAUGCUCCAGGACAUCUGCGCCGCCGACUACAAGUCCCUCGAGGGCCCGCUGCGGGUGAACGGGUACCCGUGCAAGAGGCCGGAGAACGUGACGGCGGAGGACUUCUUCUUCGGCGGGCUGGCGAACGCCGCCGACGUGUACGCCGGCGGCAACCCCAUGGGCUCCGUGGUGACGGCGGCGGACGUGGAGAAGGUCCCGGGGCUGAACACGCUUGGCCUGUCCAUGGCACGCGUCGACUACGCGCCGUGGGGUGGCGCCAACCCGCCGCACGCGCACCCGCGCGCCACCGAGGUCAUCUUCGUCAUCGAUGGCACCCUGGAGGUGGGCUUCGUCACCACGGCGAACCGGCUCAUCACCCAGGCCGUGCCCAGGGGCGGCAUGUUCGUGUUCCCGCGCGGCCUGAUGCACUUCGAGCGCAGCGUCGGCGAAGUGCCUGCCGUGGCCAUCUCGGCUUUCGACAGCCAGCUCCCCGGAACUCAGCCGGCGGCCGCGGCGAUGUUCGGGGCGGUGCCGACGGACGUGCUUGUGCGCGCGCUGCAGACCGACGCCGGUGUUGUGGAGCGCAUCAAGUCCAAGUUCCCGCCAAAGUAACACGACGCGCAUACGGUCUUGUCUUCCGUCUUGGUGUCGGCGCAAAAUUUGAUGCACUACUGUCGGUCAGUCUAUUACGUACGCAACAGCUACCACACGUACUACCCAUCUCUAGUAUUUAUAGGUGGAAAGCGUCUCUUUAUUUGUUCAUCGUCCACCUUGUAAUAUUUGCAACGCAUCUAAAUGUCACAAAAACAGCUGUCGGUCACACGGCCUGGUUUAGAUUCACACAAAAGUUGUGCUAAUUGUAUGACCUGCUCAAUAUUCUUAUUAAUUCCAUUACGUUAUUUUUGCUUUUCAA